Messenger RNA from Aspergillus udagawae, 738 nucleotides. RefSeq lists its product as uncharacterized. Lineage: Eukaryota; Fungi; Ascomycota; Eurotiomycetes; Eurotiales; Aspergillaceae. The record is from RefSeq and is a predicted model, not a curated record. The transcript has a single exon. The coding region runs from base 1 to 738 and encodes 245 amino acids.
AUGGAACAGGUUCUUGCAGUUCUCCUAGUAGGAUCGACUUCCCCCAUGCUCACAAGCCGGCCACUGAUCAUCUCACAGGCGAUCGUCCUCAUUUACGCAUUCUGUGUCCUUGCUUAUAACCGACGAAUGACCAGAAAACAUGCCGCCGCUGAAGCAUAUCAGAGAAUAGAGCGGGGCACCGAGCUACAUCCGGUGUCGACUGGAGGGAGCGACAUACCAUUCGGGGCCCGAGCGCUAGAGAAGGGUGUCCAGGUAGAUGGUAUUUGGAUCUCUACCAGCAACACAUCAAGUCCAGCGCAGAUUGCAACCCCAAACGCAAGCAGGCCGGCAACGCCAGUCGUAAAGCAAACACGUAUAACCUCGGCUGCUGAUACCGCAAGCGAUGUGCAAUCCCGCUGGCACACGGAACAGUCUGUUCUCAACGCAGCUGGUCGUGACUCUCGACGAACUGUGGCGCCCUCCAAAAAAGAGAUCUCGGAUGGCAGCAAGUCCAACAGCGGUAAUUCCGACAGACUUCCUGAAAAUCAGCUCAUCCAUUCAGAUAUUGUUACGCCUCAGGAGUCCCAGAACUCGAUCGGAUCAGAUAGACGAUCAUCACGAGGAUUCUUCGGCCCACAUAGCUCAUGGCUAACAAAGUCCCCCGAAAAGACAAAGCGGAAGUCGGUUGCUGACGGUGAGUCCAUUGAUGCAAAUGAUAUGGCUGCUGUGCUUCGCAAGAUGCUAAUAUAUCAUAUCUAG